Messenger RNA from Mastomys coucha (southern multimammate mouse), 4108 nucleotides. It is a transcript of the gene Mcph1, whose product is annotated as microcephalin 1. The record is from RefSeq and is a predicted model, not a curated record. Gene Ontology annotation, biological process: mitotic cell cycle; cerebral cortex development. The transcript has 14 exons. NCBI's taxonomy places the organism in Eukaryota, Metazoa, Chordata, Mammalia, Rodentia, Muridae. Bases 461 to 2653 code for a protein of 730 amino acids.
GCCUGUGCCUGACUCGCCCCUUCGCAGGCUGGCCGGCGGGAAGUUUGAAGACGCGGGCGCCCGCAGAAGCUCCAGCAGUCGGGCUCGCGCUCCACGGUGCGGGGCUGGGGCUGGGGCUGGGGCUGGGGCUGGGCCCGCGGGUGGGUUCUCCUCCGGAGUCAGCGAGCGCUGCGUGACGAGGACGCGGACCCUGCCCGGACAAGCGACCGCGGCACUGAGCAGCGGCCUGAAGCCGCGGUGCGGCGGGCUGACCCCAGCCAGGGCGCCGGAGUGGCUUCCGGGCCGCCCGUCAGGGAUCGAGGACUUGGUUGUCACGGAGCCGGGAGCUCUCGGAGAGGAAAGGGAGACCUUGCACACACCCCACGCCUGACGCGCCGAACCCCGGGGCACGGCCUGCGCAUGCGCACCCCUCUGCCUUCCUGCCCGCGCACGCCCGGUACCCGCAGCCUCUGGUCGGGUCAUGGAGGCCUCGGGAGGCGCUCCCGAUCCGGGCGCCUUUCUGAAAGAUAUUGUGGCCUAUGUCGAAGUAUGGUCUUCCAAAGGGACGGAGAAUUACUCAAAGACGUUUACAAAGCAACUUGAGGAUAUGGGGGCAACGGUUUCAAAAACUUUGAACAAACAAGUGACCCAUGUGAUCUUCAAAGAUGGAUAUCAGAGCACCUGGGACAAAGCCCAGAAGACUGGGGCAAAGCUGGUUUCUGUCCUCUGGGUUGAAAAAUGCAGGAUGGCUAGAGCACGUGUCGAUGAGUCUUUGUUCCCUGCAGUGAAUACUGAAGAACAUUUACCAAACCUAAUUAAAAAAAAACACAAAUGUAUGCAGCCCAAAGAUUUUAUUCCUAAAAUACCAGAAAAUGACAAAAGACUUCAAAAGAAAUUUGAGAAAAUGACUGAAGAGCUACAAAGGCAAAAGACAGCUGUAGAUGUCGAUGUUCCUGUCCUCCUGUUUGAGUCCCCUCGCUCAGUGGUAUACAGCUCACCAGUGAAUAUGAUGAAAAGGAGACUGCAAGAGAUGAAGGAGAAGAGGGAAAACCUUUCCCCAACCUCCUCCCAGAUGUUGGAGCAGUCUCAGCAGAAUCCAUGUGCCAGUCUGUUUGAAACAGCCUUGAACAUUUCUCACCCACCUCUGAGUUCAGAUGAAUCCUUUGCCAGCGAUUGCCAUUCAUCUUUUGAUGGUUCCUGUGGAGAUCAAGAAAGGAAAGGAACAUCUGCUAAUGAGAUGACCAGGAUGACAUACCCUUCCUCACCUGUGUUGAGGGCAAGCAGUUCCUAUUGUUCAGCCUCACCCAACCAUUUCAGGCAGCCGAGUCCUCAGAAAGCUCCAGACAGUCCUUCAAAGAAGUGUAUCAACGUCCAGAAAGAUGCUACAGGUGCCGUAGCUGAUUCCGAGAGAAAGCAAGCUGCAGGUGUGUCUCAGGAGAUGCCUGAUGAGAGGCACUGCCUGUCUCCUACUGAGUGUGUCAUAGAAGAACACGUAGUAUCUUUGGGACCCAAGAGUUCUUCAGCAAAGAGAAAAAGGGCAGCGGACUUGGGUUCACCUCCAAAAGCAAAGCUGAAGAAGAGGUACAAGAGAAAGUCUGCUCUGGCAAUACAGUUAUUCAAGUCCGACCACAGCCCGCAGUCCACAGUCGGACUCGUCCCGGGAACUCCUGACAUUGAGGCUUCUUCAUAUGAGGACUACUUUUCCCCUGAUAAUCUCAAGGAGAGGAGUUCAGAGAGACUUCCUCCUGAGGCUCAGCCACUAGCAAACCCUUCUCUGUUCCACUGCAGAGGUCUCUCAAAACGGGAGCGAAAAAGCAUGCUGGAAAUGUGUGAUUUUACCUGCAUUGGUGAAAAACAGAGAUCCAUCAGUAUUAGUGACUUAAUUUCAAAGAGUACUGCUAGUCUUGAGAAACCUGUCAAGGAGGAAGUGAAUACAGCUUCUACUAGCUUGCCUUUGGUGGAGCCCUCUGCUAACGAGAGUCCAGGGCAUUGCAGGCAGCCUGGCCCUCAGCUGAGGGAAGACACAGGCCCUGAGGGAAGCAGCCGCCCUGACACCCCCUAUAGUCCUGCUCACCACGUCAUACCCUUGAAAGGAAGUAGUACAGAAACCAGAGACCCAGGCAAUGGAAAAGGCUCCCCCAAAGAAGGUACCACUCCUCCUGCAUCAGCCUCUCCCGAAGAUGGAGCACACAGCUGUAUUCUCAGUUCGGGAGAGGACUGUAAUGUAGAAAAAUCUAUAGAAGAGGAGAACAUAACCACAGGACAAAGUGAAAGUGUUAGAAAUGGACCAGGGAGGCCAGAUCCUUCAGACAGCUCUUGCACUGGCCUUGUCAGACCUCAAGAGAAACCAAUGAAAUGUGAGAAAAUAAAAAAGCCAACGAGAACAUUAGUCAUGACAAGCAUGCCAUCUGAGAAGCAGAACCUCAUCAUCCAGGUGGUGAGCACACUGAAAGGCUUUGCAUUCGCACCUGAGGUCUGCGAGACCACCACCCACGUGCUGGUGGGGAAGUCUGUCCGUACCCUGAACGUGGUGAUGGGGAUCGCGCGAGGCUGCUGGAUUCUUUCUUACGAAUGGGUACUGUUGUCUUUAGAGUUGGGUCACUGGAUUUCUGAGGAGCCUUUUGAACUCUCUGAAACCUUCCCUGCAGCUCCGUCUGACUGGAAGAGGAGCUGAGCAGAAGUCAGCUUUCAUUUCCAAACAUGUUGAUUGGCUUGAGACAAUUGAUUUGAAAAGAUGAGUCUCUGAAAGACGGUGGCUAUUCUGGCUGUCCCCAGUGCUCUCUCAGCUAUCCGAGUGGGCCUGCGCUGGGGCCAGCAGGAAGCUGACCUCUGACCCCAAUCGCUCGCUCAUCUAGCCCAUCGCAUUGUUUCUGUUUUCAUUUCAAGAUUACUGUUUUGAUUUCCUUUCAGUUUUGUAAAUGUUUUCUUAAGAACAGAAGGAAAAAAAAUCCUCCCAGUAAUUCUGUUUAUUUAAAAUACUGUGUAAGGAGCUGAAGCAUAAAGUGGGAGCCGGGCUUCUUCCCAUCCUCUGAGCUAAGAGAGAAGGUGUUAGCUCUGAGCAGCACUGGUUCACCUCUGACUCCAUCUUCCUGCGUCCACUGCUGCCCGUCCUUCCUGGGUCCCUUCCAGCCGUGUGGUCAUUCAAGAAACAUACUGCUAUUUCGAAGCUGUGGAUUUGUGUGUGUGUGUGAGAGAAAGAGAGAGAUGUUUUAACUGGUUACAAAGCCAUGUUGGCCCCGUCAACAUUUCCUAAAUGUAAUAAUAGAAACGGUGGUCAGAAGGCAGGGACAGAGUUCUUCACUUUGGAGUUAGUUGGCAGGAAGUGAACGUGGCAGAGGAAAAGGGUGCCUUGGCUACCCUGAGUCUGCGGAUUGACCAGAACACACCCCAAGGCUGUGUGAAAGGAGAUGGGUUAGAGUAGGGGUUCUCAGCCUGUGGGCAGAGACCUUUUGGGGGUUCCAUAUCAGAUAUCCUACACAUCAGAUACUUGUAUCACUGCUCAUCACAGUAGCAGACAUACAUUAUCAAGUAGCCUUGAAGUAAUUUAUGGUUGGGGGUCCCUACAAUAUGAGAAACAGUGUCUCAACAUUAGGAAGGUUGAGAACCACUCCGUUAUAGAAAUGAAAGUUUAAAAAUAGCAUCUGGAAAGGAAGGAUAGACAGACAGGAAGGAAGGCUACAGGAGAAGCUGCACUAAUGCUCUGUACAGGUUUCCAUCGCUGCAGAGGCCACUCUGUGAGCUCCAGAGGGUUAGAACAGGAGUUAAGGUUUCAGUUGCAAGCAGAAAGCUGUGUUCUGAAACUUGUUCUAGGGGUAUCUGGCUACAUUGUGUACCAGACUUGUUGGCUUUACGCUCUGAAGCACUUGUUCAGUUUGUUAGUGGAUAUUAACAAUGUUACUAAGGCAAACUAUUUUUUCAAAACAUUAAUUCAGAGAAUUACGGCUUUGUAAAUGUCUUAAGUAGGAUGAUUUUCCUCAACCACAAACUAAGCUUUAGCUUUAUUUUCUAAAAUACUAUCUUACUAAACUAGGGAGCACAUCUCCAGGAUAGAGCCGUCCCUCAGUGGUGAAGUGUCUUCUUCAUGAAACAGCGCUUUGGUCAUUCACAGCAAUCUUCCUUGUCACAAGUC